Molecule: messenger RNA, 2172 nt
Organism: Helobdella robusta
Lineage: Eukaryota; Metazoa; Annelida; Clitellata; Rhynchobdellida; Glossiphoniidae
Exons: 11
Coding region: 108-1340 (410 amino acids)
Cellular component (GO): nucleolus; chromatin
Molecular function (GO): peptidyl-prolyl cis-trans isomerase activity; macrolide binding
Source: RefSeq, a predicted model, not a curated record
UCUUUGGUGGCGAAAAUAAAGUUUUUGAAAAAAGCUCUUUUCUCGGAUCCUGUCACUUUAAAUUAAAGGAUUCGUUUUGGGUCAUUUUCGUUAAAAAUUCGUCGAAAAUGGUCGUACUAAAGGAACUUGCAAAUAAUAUAUUUUGGGGUGUCUGCCUGGAAAGUGGGAAGAAAUAUACCCAAACGCCAGACAAGAACUUCCACAUUUCAAUGGCUGCCAUAGACCCCAGCAACAAAGCCAGCACAGAUCCAGUUUCUGUGAUUCUGGAGAGAAACAACGCCCAGUUUGUUCUCUGCUCUCUGGUUCCCGGAAUCCUCUACCAGCAAGCCUUGGACUUGAACUUCUCGGAGGGCGAGGAACUUGUUCUGUACACGAAGGGCAAGGUUGCAGUUCAUCUGACUGGAUAUGUCCUUCAAGAUGACAUUCCUGAGGAAGCAUUUUCAAGUGAUGAUGAGGAUGAUGAGGAUUAUGAUCUGGAAGAUGAAGAAGAAGAAGAAGAAGAGGAUGAGGAAGCUGAAGAUCUAUCUGGUAAUUUGACUGCUAGGAAACGAAAGAUUAAGCAACAGUCCAAGAAACUUUUAAAAAAGGCCAAGAUGGAUAAUUUCCUAGAUGAUGAAGCCGAGGAAGCCGACGAAGAUGAUAUGGAGGAUGACUUUGAAGAUGAAAUGGAAAUGGCGGGAGAUAGUGAUGGAGAUGAUGAUGAGGAGGAGGAGGAGGAAGAAGAGGAUGGUGGUAAAAAAAAGCAGAAUGCCAAACAGAAGAAAGGAAAGAAGGCUAAGGAGAGCAACGCCAAACCUGAUGAAUCUAAGAGUUUGGCGUCAGCGGUAGCUGGGACUCCAGGAAGUGAGGAUGGAAAGAAGAAGAAAAAGAAGAAAAAGAAGAAGAACAAACAGGAUGCCGCCAACGAAUCAGCAGCCAGUGAUGGCAGCAAAGCAGCAUUGAACGACAGCAAACAGGCAGCAUCUCCAGCCAAUCAGAAGCAAGCAGCAGCUACCGGCAAAAAUAAGAAAGUCACAGCAGAGGGUGGGGUUAUUAUUGAGGAGGUGAAAGAAGGGCAUGGACCUGUGGCCAAGUUGGGCAAACAUGUAAAAGUGUACUACACGGGCAAGUUACAAAGUGGCAAAAUUUUUGAUACGUGUGUGACGGGCAAUCCAUUCAAGUUCAAACUCGGAAAGAAGGAGGUUAUUGCAGGAUGGGACGUUGGGCUGGAUGGCAUGAAAGUUGGUGGGAAGAGAACAAUCACCAUUCCUCCAAAAAUGGGAUAUGGUUCUCAAAAAGUUGGAAGUAUUCCUGCGAACAGCACCUUGAUAUUUGACAUUGAGCUGAAGGCUGUGCUUUGAGUAAAUUAAUUUGGUUAUUUGAUUGGUUGGUUGAUUGGUUGAUUGAUUGGUUAUUUGAUUGGUUGGUUAUUUGACUGGUUUUUUGAUUGGUUGGUAGUCUUCUUCUUCCUCCUUAUCAUCAUCGUCAUCAUUUUCUUGUCUGCUUGUUAAUUAAUGUUAUUAAUGUUCCUGGUUUUAUUUUCACAUGUAUAUUGUAGUUCAUUUUAUUAUCACCAAGUUUUUUUAUUUACGAUUUUGUAACAAACUUGGCUAGCAGGAAUUUCCUUGUCAGAAUUCAAGCUGAAUAAUGAAUCAAAUAAUUUUAAUGGUUCUUAAUUGGUUUAAUAUUCUGAGCACGAGUCCUCAGUUAUUUUUAGAUAUUUUCUGAAUUUCUGAAUCAAGUUGCAUAAACGUAUGUGAAAAUGAUUUUAUUCAAUGAAUUAUUGGUCCAUUCCGUGAUUUAACGGUUACAGAAUUGCUACUUUUAUUGCAGUUGAAUUCUGUCGCGAUGUUUAUGCUCCUAUGGAAACUUGAAUCUUACUACCAACUGAUAAGUUGUAAAUGUAUUUGAAUUGAUGUAGUGAAGUCAUCAUUCGCACAUUUUUAUUUUAACAACGCUUUUGGUUUUAAAUUGUGUUUUUAAUAUCGGUGGAUUCACUAUUGGUUUGCGUUCUUGUUUCUAAGUUUCAGCGAUUAGUUCUAUUCUUGCUUCAUAUGCGUUUCAACUUCUUGUAUGACAUUCACUUGUUCGCAAGCGUCAAAAAAUUAUGUUAUCUUGUAACAAGUUUUAUAACACUGGUUUGUUGUUUUUUUAUUUCGAGUUUAUCGUCUUAAAUAAUACUUGAAAAGUCAA